Molecule: messenger RNA, 411 nt
Organism: Colletes gigas
Lineage: Eukaryota; Metazoa; Arthropoda; Insecta; Hymenoptera; Colletidae
Exons: 1
Coding region: 1-411 (136 amino acids)
Source: RefSeq, a predicted model, not a curated record
AUGCUAUACGGGACACCGUUACGUCUACUUGGCGAGUUUUUUAAUCAGGGAGAGUACACCGACCCAGGUACCUUUAUGAACAAGUUCAGGCAGCAGAUUAAAAAGAUCAAGCUUGUACCAACGGCGCAUCACGCUAGGAAAAAGGUUUUCGUUCAUAAGACGUUGUACGAAUGCACUCAUGUAUUCGUAAGAGUUGAUGCUGCCAAGAAGCCACUGGAACCGCCAUACGAGGGACCCUUCCUCGUGUUGGACAGGACAUCGGAUGAUGUGUUCCGAAUUGAAUACAAAGGAAAACCAACGAUGAUCAGCGUGGAGUGGCUGAAGCCUGCGCGUGUCGAAACCAAUUUUGAGUCAAAGAACGCGGAACCAAAGACAUAUAUCCGUAAAAAGACUGUUAGAUUCGCGGUUUAG